This is a messenger RNA of Gossypium raimondii (Peruvian cotton), 2187 nucleotides long. RefSeq names its product probable tRNA (guanine(26)-N(2))-dimethyltransferase 2. NCBI's taxonomy places the organism in Eukaryota, Viridiplantae, Streptophyta, Magnoliopsida, Malvales, Malvaceae. Gene Ontology annotation, cellular component: nucleus. The record is from RefSeq and is a predicted model, not a curated record. Bases 279 to 1994 code for a protein of 571 amino acids. Gene Ontology annotation, biological process: tRNA N2-guanine methylation. The transcript is spliced from 12 exons. Gene Ontology annotation, molecular function: RNA binding.
AAAAUAGGGUUUCCGGUGGGACUUGGUAUCCUAUAUUCAGAGUUCAAACUUCAAAGCACGCAUAUAAACAAAAACAAGCCUCCUCCUUUUCAUGAAUUUGCAGCUUUCACAAACUUUCAAACGCCGAAAUCAAGUUUAAAGCCAAAAUAAAAAUAAAAAUAAGAAUUUGAUUUGCUACUCAAAUUUGUUCUUCAAAACCAUUCAAAGAAGAUAAUUAACUACAAAAGGAAAAGGGAAAAGAAGCCAUAACUUUGUUAUUGCAUGUAAAAGGAGAAACAAUGUCGAUGGAUCUCAAUGAUUACACUAUCAUCAAGGAAGGAGAAGCUGAGAUUCUUAUGCAUGCUAAAAAUGAAGUCUUUUUCAACAAAACUCAGGUUAACAACAGAGACAUGUCCAUUGCUGUCCUGAGGACAUUUAUAUCAAAACGGAAGCAGGAACAUGAGGCAUUGUUGUCUAAAAGAAACAAAAAGAACGGUUCUUCAUCUGAUGUAGAAGAUAAACCUAAUGACUGUGAUAUUAAUAUCGAAAAAUCCAAUGAUCAAGGGCUUGAAGAGAAGCCUAAUGAAGAUCCAUGUACUGCAUCUGAAGAACCAGUUAAGAUAGAGGGAAAAGUUCGGGGGAAGCUCAAACCACCAAGAGUUCUAGAGGCCUUGUCAGCAUCUGGGUUAAGGGCUCUGAGAUAUGCUCGGGAGGUAGAAGGGAUUGGCCAAGUUGUUGCCUUGGAUAACGAUAAAGGGGCAGUUGAAGCUUGCCAGCGAAACAUAAAAUUUAAUGGUUCUGUAGCAUGUUCAAAAGUGGAAUCACAUCUUGCUGAUGCUCGUGUUUACAUGCUUACUCACCCAAAAGAAUUUGAUGUGGUUGAUCUUGAUCCUUAUGGUUCACCUUCUGUAUUCCUGGACUCAGCAGUUCAAUCUGUUGUGGAUGGGGGCAUGCUGAUGUGCACUGCAACUGAUAUGGCAGUCCUUUGUGGGGGUAAUGGGGAGGUUUGCUAUUCCAAAUAUGGAUCAUACCCAUUGAGAGGGAAAUAUUGCCACGAAAUGGCUUUGAGGAUCCUCCUAGCCUGCAUUGAGAGUCAUGCGAACCGGUACAAGCGUUAUAUUGUUCCUGUUCUCUCUGUUCAGAUGGACUUUUAUGUCCGUGUUUUUGUUCGUGUAUACACUUCUGCAAGUGCAAUGAAGAAUACUCCCCUUAAGCUCUCAUAUGUCUAUCAAUGCAUUGGUUGCGAUUCUUUUCAUCUACAGCCUAUUGGGAGAACUGUUUCUAAGAAUACCAGUGUGAGGUAUCUCCCAGGCUUUGCACCUGUUGUCCCUCAAGAGUGUAGUGACUGUGGGAAGAAAUUUAACAUGGGUGGACCUAUAUGGUCUGCUCCCAUCCAUGAUCAGGAUUGGGUAACUAGCAUACUAGCAGAUGUAAAAUCAAUGAAGAAUUGUUAUCCUGCCUAUGAACGCAUCUCUGCUGUAUUGACUACAAUUUCGGAGGAGUUGCCCGAUGUUCCUCUCUUUUUGAGUCUGCACAACCUCUGUGCUACACUAAAAUGCACUUCCCCAUCUGCGGUUAUUUUCCGCUCCGCUGUCAUCAAUGCAGGAUAUCAAAUUUCUGGAACUCAUGUAAAUCCAUUGGGACUAAAAUCAGAUGCUCCCAUGGAUGUCAUUUGGGACAUAAUGCGCUGCUGGGUUAAAAAUCAUCCAGUGAAAGCUCAACCGGCUGAUCUGCCUGGAAGUGUGAUACUUGCCAAAGAACCAAUUCUUCAAGCAAAUUUUGCUCGAGCUGUUGCAUCCCUUAGCAAGGCACAAGCUAAGAAGGUUGCUCGCUUCCUCCCGAAUCCUGAAAGGCACUGGGGGCCAAAGCUUAGGGCAGGUCGCCAAAUCACCAGCAAGCACAUAUCUCUUUUGGGUGAAGAGGCAGUUAAUGGAUGUCUCAACGAUCAAGAUAGUGAGCGCGAUGCCAAGCGUCAAAAGAUUGAAAAGUCCAAUGAUGCGAUUGCAGAAUCAUAGAUUAGGAGGGUAGUCAAGCCAAAUUGGUAUCAUUCUGAUUGUUAGUGCCUCGUCAUUGCCUAAAAUUUAUCAUAAUUUGAUAGAGGCUGAAAUUCAUGGUUGUGCGACUAUGAUCAGUUUUGCAAAAUGUAUUCUGUUUGAGAACUAAUUUAAAUUUUGAAGCAAUUUAUUGCAGAUUUGUGGUUUCUGAAAA